This is a messenger RNA of Theobroma umbraticum, 968 nucleotides long. RefSeq lists its product as uncharacterized. The record is from RefSeq and is a predicted model, not a curated record. NCBI's taxonomy places the organism in Eukaryota, Viridiplantae, Streptophyta, Magnoliopsida, Malvales, Malvaceae.
GAUACGCGGGGCCGAGAUUCUUGACUGGCCACUGUAUAUCAACUAAAACAAGGAAGAGGAAAACUCCAGCCGACGGAGCAAAGUCUUGCCUUUUACUUUUACUUCACCUCAACUGGAUUCUUUGAAUGUCCUUCGUUUCUUUCUACCAAAGGCUUCAGAUCCUCAAUUUGACAAAACCAAUAAUUACUUGUUGGUUCCAAAGAGCAACAAUCACAAGGAAAGAAAACGAAAGCGAAAUGGCAAUGCCAUGGGUCAUGACACUGUGGAUGGCAGAGAUGGUUUGGAUUGCUCUAAGUGGAUGGGUUUCUUCAUGCUUGACGAUUGCCGAUGAAGUUGCUGACUCUCUCAGAAGUGGUGAUAUUGGUCCCUUCCAUGUUGGCUGAACUCAUCGUCUUGUUUUCUUCUUCUUUCAAUCAAACCCACUUCUCCGGACAAACCUAAAGGAAGAAUUAAAGAGUUCUCUAGGGAAUUGUGAGUUGUACAAGGAACAUGAUCCAAAGGGUGAAAUCAUAUUUAAUUUGAUUGGUUGGUUUGGCAUGCAAUCUUGGUUAUUGGUUUUCUAAUUUGAGUUUGAUAAUGUUAGUCCAGCUGUGGCAGAAAGCUACAUGGUUUGGUCAUUUUCUUUGAUAGGACUACUGGAGGUGUCAACCCCAUACCAUCCAUUGUACAGAAAGGCAAGUGUUCUUCAAAAAUAUUGCAGUGCUCGGAAUGAGUGGCACUGAUGGAAGGCCCCGCCUCAUAUCUUUACUUAGAUGAGUGUUGGUGCUACUUCACCCUAACAUUACUAAUUAUAGUAAUUUUAUACAACUGUGCAUUGAUAAUGACAGUAGUAUGUCAAUUUUUAAUAAGAAUAAUCCAACUACCAAUACGUUUGCUUUGCUUUAUCUCAUGCAACUGUAUCUGUAUACAUGUAACAGUAUUCAUACGAAAAUCCGCAUUAAACUUUCUAUGAAGUUUUAGUUAUGUAA